Polychytrium aggregatum is the source of this 303-nucleotide messenger RNA. RefSeq lists its product as uncharacterized. The record is from RefSeq and is a predicted model, not a curated record. NCBI's taxonomy places the organism in Eukaryota, Fungi, Chytridiomycota, Chytridiomycetes, Polychytriales. The annotation marks the transcript as partial. Gene Ontology annotation, molecular function: protein binding. The transcript has a single exon.
GCCGUGUGCUAUGUCAACGGGUUCGGCACCGAGCAGGACAAGAACCGGGCCUUCACGAUCUUCAAGGAGCUCGCCAAGCAGGGACACAGCGACAGCCAGUACUGGCUCGGACACUGCUAUUCCUUCCGUCUGGGAACACUCCGCAGCAGAUCAAAGGCGCUGAAGUGGUACUGGGCCUCCGUCGACCAGAACAAUGGAUACAGCAUGUGGGCUCUUGGCGACUGUUUUGCGAUGGGCCUGGGAGUCGUCUGCAAUCCAUUAGCUAGCUUAGAUUGGUAUAUCAAGGCUACCAAACUGGGCUCG